GUUAGGUACGAGGCGGUUCAAGCACGUGGGGCCUACUCGGUGUGUGUCUCCUCGUUCAGUAGUGCUCUCUCGGUUGCCUUCGAACGAUUUCGCACCGGAUGUCCAUCGAGCCCCGUCGUCGUCGACGUACUACUCGGUGAAGUUUGUUCGUUCAAUCGUCGCCGUGUUUCCGUCCGGAAGAAUCGAGAAUGUGACCAUUCGUCAGUAGCAACUCACUCGCACCAGGCAUCGAGGAAUCGAUAUUUCAACCAAGGGCGAAAAUCAACGAUAAUGGCUUUGACAUCGAGAGUUUUGUUAGCGUGCGCCUUGAUCGUUGUUCUACCAGUCGAUGUGAUACCAGUAGAACACUUUCCCACCGAUUAUCGUGGUUACAACACCAAUCACAGGCUACUUUGGCCGCUUUGGUACCACGAGAAAUCAACUCGAACGCGACACGAUCGCGACGACAGGGAUUUUCAGCUGACGACUACCACGAAGAGCUUGUCCCGCCAGGAUAGCUUUCGCACGGACAAAACGGUUUCGACGACAUCACCGUCGAUCAGCCAGUCGAGAUAUCACGUGGAACAGCGUGUGCACGAGCAACGACCUGGCUCGUCGAAACAGGAGAAAUUCACCGGGGUGAUGAAAUACGCUGGCACUAGAACGGUCGCUUACGCCGGUUAUCAUAAUAAUCAUCGUCACCAGCCGAGAGAAGCGGUCACUCAGAACUAUCAACAUGUUGCGACGACACCGUCGACGUACACGAGGCAUCAUCCCGGAAGACGAGUUUGCACCAGAUCAGUUCCAAACCCGACCGUUCAUCAUCGUCAAAGUAGGCAACUUAGGUACUAUAAUUAUUUUCAUAUUCAAACCGACACGACUUCCGGUUUCUUAUGCUGCCCCGGAUGGACGCAGGCGACUCAAUUAAGUUUUGGAUGCAACAAACCUACCUGCCCAGCUCCCUGCUUAAACGGAGGAGUAUGUACCUCACCUGGCAGGUGCACGUGUCCCAAAGGAUUUACUGGCAACCAGUGCCAGACAGAUAUCGACGAGUGCGUGACGGAGAAGCCCUGCGAUCAACUAUGCAGAAACCUACUUGGGACCUACGAGUGUCACUGCAGGUCCGGUUUUCAGCUACAGAAAGACGGUCAAUCCUGUCGAAAAAACGAUACCGAUGACAUCGCGUUCGAGGCCCGGGACCUGGAGGAUGAUUUCCAUGAAGUGACGACAACAAAGCGUCCGUCAGUUUCCUCGCACGAUACGGAGAACGAGGUGGCUGACAAUGACCUCGAUCAGGACUACGAGAUUAUACUGAAAAGGCUCACCAAGCUUGAAAAGCUAUUUGCAAAGGGAAAAAAAAGAGACACCGAGACCACCGAAAUGAGUGUUAAAGUUGCGUCUGUCAUGGAUAACAUUAAUGAAAUGAAAAGGACUGUAGAAAAUGUAAAAUUAAUGCAACAAGAAAUAUACGAGAUGAGGAAUAAAUUACGGGAAUAUGAAUUGGAAACCAGAAAGAUGCAACACUUGACAAACAGAGUGAUAGAAUUGGAAAAUCGUUUGAGACUACGUUGCAGAACUGCGAUGCCAAUAAACAGUGGCACGUUACAUUUUUAA
This is a messenger RNA of Dufourea novaeangliae, 1593 nucleotides long. RefSeq lists its product as uncharacterized. Gene Ontology annotation, biological process: anatomical structure development. Bases 271 to 1593 code for a protein of 440 amino acids. Gene Ontology annotation, cellular component: cell surface; extracellular region. Gene Ontology annotation, molecular function: signaling receptor binding; calcium ion binding. The record is from RefSeq and is a predicted model, not a curated record. The transcript is spliced from 9 exons. NCBI's taxonomy places the organism in Eukaryota, Metazoa, Arthropoda, Insecta, Hymenoptera, Halictidae.